Saccoglossus kowalevskii is the source of this 2527-nucleotide messenger RNA. RefSeq lists its product as uncharacterized. The record is from RefSeq and is a predicted model, not a curated record. Lineage: Eukaryota; Metazoa; Hemichordata; Enteropneusta; Harrimaniidae. Gene Ontology annotation, cellular component: membrane; extracellular region. Gene Ontology annotation, molecular function: peptidase inhibitor activity.
GUACACAGUAUUAUUACAGUCCAAAGCUCACUCACAGUGUUACUGCGCGCAGGUUAACAAUAUGACGUUUUUUGUACCAGUGAUCUUAACUAUAGUGUCAUGUCUGGCAGCGACAAUCCAGGGUCAAGGACGAUGUGUUCCGUGCAGAUUAAGAUCGCCUGAUUAUUCCAGUUGCACGUGUUUGCCUAACGUACAUGGAUGCGAAAUCGAACUGAAUUCUGGGAAUCAGAUUGCCACACCAAAGUUUUCGGGACAGGAGCAAGGAUCAGUCUACAGCUGCGUGCCAAAAGUCGAGAAUCCAAACUACGAAGUGCACGUCAUAGCCAAUUAUGAGGGCGAUGGUCACACGGGAUUCCGACAACACAAUACGGGAUACACGACAUUGAACAUACAUGGACGAGGGAGCAGUAAGCCACUUAUCCUUGUCUUAUCAACAUACGAACCUGUCCACUGGACUCUGAACUUCAGUAAUCCCGACACGGUCAUUGACACGGUUGUCUUGUUUGCAUAUCACCUCACGAGAAGUGGAAUCACUCAUCAAGAUGGCCGCGUGGGGUCCAUUGAAAAGAGCAACGAUAUAGCAUGUGCCUAUGGCAGCGAUACCGGUGGAUGCUACACUGUAGACCUAUUAAAAUUCAUAGAAAAUAAUUAUGGCAGUGUGACUUCAUUUAGUGGUACUUACAAAGCCAAUGAAUGGAAUCUAGUUUUGCAAGAAGACAGUCCAACACAUUCCGUGUCUUGCGGUUUUGAGGAUGAUGGAAUCUGUGGAUACACGCAAGCUGUGGACGAUGACUUUGAUUGGGAACGCAGAACUGGAUACAGUGGUUUAUUUGGGCCUAGUUCUUCAAACAUGUAUCGCCAUGGUUUUUACAUGAGGGCAAGUGCUGGCGCUGGCUCAAUCCCUGGAAGACCAUACUCUCCAGCUGAAGGUGAAAGUGAUAAAGCGAGACUAAUCUCACCAAGCUAUCAAACCACAUCGGCUAAUCAAUGCCUGAAGUUCCAUUAUUACUGCGCCACCAACGGCAGGGGACAGCAUAGAUCUCGAUUAAACGUAUACACUAUGACCGACAGUGGGUUAGGAUAUCCUAUUUGGGCCCGCCCACGGUGUAACGAACAGGCGUGGCACACAAAGGAAAUAACCAUUAACGGUGUGGAUAGCAGUUCAUAUAGGGUUGUAUUUGAAACAGUUCAUUCAGGAUGGCCUUAUACCAAUAUGGCCAUUGAUGACGUCACACUUGUGGAAGGUCGGUGCGGCGAUACAUCACCUGGAAACCAAAACCAGUUGCGUUGUUAUUGUGACGAGUGUAAUUCACGUAACAACACAUGCGUCACUGAUGGAAGCUGUUACGGUGAAAAAGUCGUCAUUGGACGAAGAGAGCAGUAUUCCUUCCGCUGUCUCGAUAAGGUAGUAUUGGAAGCAGCUCCGUACCUCUGUAUGCCGUCCGCAGGCCGUGCAUUGCUGCAGACGGUUACUGUGUGUUGCCACGACGCGGACAUGUGUAAUCUGAGAAUUAUUGAAGGUAUACCUCAACGAACACCUGCACCACCAUCAACAACAAUAACAACAACUACAGAAUCUCCAUUUGCCGACAAACCAGGACAAUGUCCGGAUUUAAGCCAAGAAUAUGAUAGCUUCUGUGAAUGGCAAUGUAAUCAUGAUCCCGAGUGUGCAGGCGAUGAGAAGUGUUGUUUUACUGGAUGUGGUACAACUUGCACAAUGCCUGCCAAUACGGUGCAUGCUGGUAGUUGUCCAGUGAUUACCCUGGGUAUCUUCCGGUCGUGUACAGGCCGCCCUGACUCGUGUAAUUCUGACGACGACUGUCGCUUAAAUGAGAAAUGCUGUUCUACUGGAUCGCGGUGUGGGAGGGCCUGUGUCCCAUCCAUCAUCCAUGAUGUUCAGAAACCCGGCACGUGUCCAUUUUUCCCAUAUGGUCUACGUGGGGCACAUUGCGGCGAUCAGUGCAUCACAGACAGCGAUUGUCCAAGCAAUGAGAAAUGUUGUUCUACUCACUGUGGUCAUAUUUGCUCAACACCAAUUGAAGCUUUCAAGCCCGGCACAUGUCCUGCCAUUACGGGCAUAGGCACUUGCCAAGAAGAAUGCUCUGGGGACGCUGACUGUAACGGGGAUAACAAAUGCUGUUCCAAUGGAUGUGGUCACGUAUGUGCUCAACCCGUACCGAAAGUUCCCUCAGAACCUGAGUACGAGAUGUGCUGGACGGGAUCAGUGUGCGGUGGCUGUAAUCCAGAUUACGUUGGAAGUGUUAAUGGACUUCAGGUUUGCUGCCCUCAUUGUCGUGAACAAGGACUUCGAAUAAUCGGCAGAAAUUGUACAUGCGUUAAAGAAAUUGCUGGCAAUAAUAAUAAUGAUGAUGAAAAGGAAGAGGGCAAUGAUGACGAUGAAGCCGUUUCGGAAGAGCAGUGGACACGACGAAACUUCAUGUAUGAUGAUAGCUACACCACUUGUACUGGAGACCAGUAUGUGAAACUAAAAAAACGAUCUUUUCCAUAUAUUUUGAAAAAAAAAUAG